AUGGCCCGCCGUCUCCUCCUCGUCGCCGCAAUCAUAGGCUUGGUGGCUAUCAGCGUCCAAGCAGCGCCUAAGCCAAAGAAAUAUGAUCCCUGCGUCGCCCCACUUGCGGUGUGCGACUUUUUUUUCUACAACUUCAAGGGCGAAACGCCGGUGAUUACUAUCAAUUCCGUCGCCUCCGAGAAGGUCGCUUCCACUGCCCUCCGCCACAAGUCUGACAAGCCUGUGCAGACAGCAACCACCUCGGGACCCUCUUGCAAAGUCAUAGGGGGCGGUUCUUGCGAUAACUACUUCUUUUUCCGCGCUCGCGGAGCUAGUGACGCGUACACCAAGUUUGUGAACCGCAAUGACCGCCUGGGCAUCCGGCCUAUGCCCCGGGCCAAGAUCGGCGAGCUCAACGGCAAAUGCAUCAAGCUGUACAUCGAAACCGCUAAGAUUAAGCUCGGCAAAGGCGUCAAUGCGUCGGUAUGGCUGAACCCUAACGACAACAAGCCAGGCUACCCUCAGACUCAUCGUUGUGUCGUCUUCAAGGUAGUGGCUGGCGGGGUCCGCAGGGUGAAAGAGAAGGUGUGUGCACCGCUGACUGUGUGCACAUUAGCCAUGGAUCCUUAUAAGUUCCGUCCGUCGAGCGCGUUCAAUUCUCCGUAUUGGACCACCAAUUAUGGGGCCCCUGUCUACAACAAUAACCAAUCCCUGAAAGUUGGUCCUCGCGGCCCCGUACUUUUGGAGGACUACCACCUUAUCGAAAAGCUUGCGCAGUUCGACAGGGAAAGGAUCCCAGAGCGCGUUGUCCACGCUCGGGGUGCGAGUGCCAAGGGAUUUUUCGAGGUCACGCACGAUAUUUCCCACCUCACGAGCGCGGACUUUCUCCGCGCGCCAGGCGUUCAGACGCCCCUGAUUGUCCGCUUCUCCACCGUCAUUCACGAGCGCGGCUCUCCUGAAACUCUCCGCGACCCUCGCGGCUUCGCCAUAAAGUUUUACACGCGCGAAGGCAACUUCGACAUGGUUGGGAACAACAUUCCUGUCUUUUUCAUCCGUGAUGGCAUCAAGUUCCCUGAUGUCAUCCACGCGCUGAAGCCGAACCCGAAGACGCACAUCCAGGAGGGCUGGCGCAUUGCCGACCUGUUCUCGCACAUCCCCGAGAGCUGCCACAUGUUCACCUGGCUGUUCGACGACUGGGGUAUUCCUUCGGACUACCGCCACAUGGAGGGCUUCGGAGUUCACACCUUCAAGCUGAUUAACAAGGCGGGCAAGGAGACGUACGUUAAGUUCCACUGGAAGCCGACGUGCGGUGUGAAGUUCCUGGUGGAGGAGGAGGCUGUAAUUGUGGGAGGCAGCAACCACAGCCACGCCACGCAGGACCUGCAGGACGCCAUUUCUGCAGGCGAUUACCCGGAGUGGAAGCUUUUCAUCCAGACCAUGGACCCUGCUGACGAGGACAAGUUUGACUUUGAUCCUCUUGAUGAUACCAAAAUCUGGCCCGAGAACCUGUUUCCUCUUCAGCCUGUGGGUCGCAUGGUGCUGAACCGCAACAUCGACAACUUCUUCGCUGAGAACGAGCAGCUGGCGUUCUGCCCGGGCCUCAUUGUCCCUGGUAUCUACUACACGGACGACACCAUGUUCCAGACGCGCAUCUUCUCCUACUCCGACACGCAGAGGCACCGCCUGGGCCCCAACUACCUCAUGCUGCCCGUCAACGCGCCCAAGUGCGCUUUCCACAACAACCACCACGAGGGUUACAUGAACUUCAUGCACCGUGACGAGGAGGUGAAUUACUUCCCGUCCCGCUUCGACCCGUCUCGCCAUGCCGCCCAAACUCCAGUCCCCAAGGGCGUGCUGACUGGCCGCAGGGAGAAGAGGGCGAUUGAGAAGGAGAACAAUUUUCAGCAGGCUGGGGAGAGGUUCCGCUCCUUGCCGGCUGACAGCUCGCUGGCCAGCACCGCACAGGGCCCACCAGUCCUCCUCCCCCCUGGGGAGCUCGCUGGCCAGCAACGCACAGGACCCACUGGUCCUCCUCCCCCCUGGGGAGCUCGCUGGCCAGCACCGCACAGGACCCACCGGUCCUCCUCCCCCCUGGGGAGCUCGCUGGCCAGCACCGCACAAGACCCACCGGUCCUCCUCCCCACUGGGGAUCUCGCUGGCCAGCACCGCAUAGGACCCACCGGUCCUCCUCCCCCCUGGGGAGCUCGCUGGCCAGCACCGCACAGGACCCACCGGCCCUCCUCCCCCCUGGGGAGCUCGCUGGCCAGCACCGCACAGGACCCACCGGUCCUCCUCCCCCCUGGGGAGCUCGCUGGCCAGCACCGCACAGGACCCACCGGUCCUCCUCCCCCCUCGGGAGCUCGCUGGCCAGCACCACACAGGACCCACCGGUCCUCCUCCCCCCUGGGGAGCUCGCUGGCCAGCACCGCACGGGAGCGCAUGGGGUUGUGCCAAUUGUUUGCCGCAGUCUUUCUUCGCCGAUGGUCUCUCAUGGCGACCCAAAGCUAUGGUAGUUGCCUCGCACCGAUUUACUGCGAUCAGAGGUAA
Messenger RNA from Closterium sp. NIES-65, 2526 nucleotides. The record is from the annotation of a GenBank genome assembly. Lineage: Eukaryota; Viridiplantae; Streptophyta; Zygnematophyceae; Desmidiales; Closteriaceae.